CAAAAAACAACAACCGCGCGGGGUCCUCAGCGCAGGUCCCUGCAGUAGCUUCCGCUUACGCCCAUCACCUAACGGAAGUGGCUUUCUUUAUGCUGUGACCGAGUCUCGGCAUUAACUCGUCGAACCCCUCCCCUUUGUGUAAGUUUUUAGAGAGGGAGGCAUCACCAUGACCGAGAAUGAUGUUGACAAUGAGCUGCUGGAUUAUGAAGAUGAUGAGGUGGAAAACCAAGCAGCUGGAGAAGGGGUGGAUGUCCCAUCUAAGAAAGACGUCAAGGGAUCCUAUGUCUCCAUCCACAGUUCUGGCUUCCGUGAUUUCCUAUUAAAACCAGAACUCUUGCGUGCCAUCGUUGAUUGUGGCUUUGAGCACCCUUCAGAAGUGCAACACGAGUGUAUCCCACAGGCGAUCUUGGGCAUGGAUGUCCUGUGCCAGGCCAAGUCUGGCAUGGGCAAGACUGCUGUCUUUGUUCUCGCUACACUUCAACAGUUGGAACCAAUAACAGGACAGGUUUCUGUGCUGGUGAUGUGUCACACGCGUGAACUGGCCUUCCAGAUUAGUAAAGAAUACGAACGGUUCUCCAAGUACAUGCCUAGUGUCAAGGUGGCAGUGUUCUUUGGAGGCCUGUCCAUCAAGAAGGAUGAAGAGGUUCUGAAGAAGAACUGCCCCCACAUUGUGGUGGGGACCCCGGGCCGCAUCCUGGCUUUGGCCCGCAACAAGAGCCUUAACCUCAAACAUAUCAAGCAUUUCAUCCUGGACGAAUGUGACAAAAUGCUUGAGCAGCUUGAUAUGCGUCGAGAUGUCCAGGAGAUCUUCCGCAUGACCCUGCAUGAAAAGCAGGUCAUGAUGUUCAGUGCUACUCUCGGCAAGGAAAUCCGCCCAGUGUGCCGCAAAUUCAUGCAAGACCCUAUGGAGAUCUUCGUGGAUGACGAGACCAAGCUGACACUGCACGGUCUGCAGCAGUACUAUGUCAAACUGAAAGACAACGAGAAGAACCGCAAGCUGUUUGACCUGCUUGAUGUGCUGGAGUUCAACCAGGUGGUCAUCUUUGUGAAGUCUGUGCAGCGUUGCAUAGCUCUGGCUCAGCUCUUGGUGGAGCAGAACUUCCCAGCCAUUGCCAUCCAUAGGGGCAUGCCCCAGGAAGAGAGAUUGUCACGGUACCAGCAGUUCAAAGAUUUCCAGCGUCGUAUCUUGGUAGCCACCAAUCUGUUUGGUCGUGGCAUGGAUAUUGAGCGGGUCAACAUCGCUUUCAACUACGAUAUGCCAGAGGAUUCGGACACUUAUUUGCACCGGGUGGCUCGUGCUGGUCGCUUUGGCACAAAGGGCCUGGCAAUCACUUUCGUGUCAGAUGAGAACGAUGCUAAGAUCCUAAAUGAAGUGCAGGAUCGCUUCGAAGUGAACAUCAGUGAACUGCCUGACGAAAUCGAUAUCUCUUCCUACAUUGAACAGACCCGAUAAAAUGGGAGGAGGGCUCGCCUCUCCAUGUUGACCUUGGUUUUAAUUCCUGACCUCUGCCACUUUCCUGAAACUUCACAUUUAAUUUCACCUGAUGGAGAAAGAAGUGACUUGACUGUCUGGAAUACAAACCCACCCCGGUCCUGUGGCAAGGAGAGAAGAGCUCCUGUCACUUAGCUACGCGUAGUAGUGAAAACGAGGCUGAUCACAACAAACCUCCAUUGCUCAUUGAGAGAGAGAGCUCUUUGGGGUUGGAAGCCUCCUUGCUUGACCGGCACCCAAGACGAAAGGAGCAAUUUCCUGUCGAUGCUUUUAAUACAAAAAAGAGACUUGACUUUCAGACGGAUGUUCUCACUGCCUGCCUACCAGAAAGGGUUUUUUUUUUUUUUUUUGGGUGGGAGUGGGAUUCCACAUGUUGCAUUGCUCCACUGUGUUCUCCAGUCAGCAGGUCAUCUUCCCCACUGCUCUGACGGGAAGCACAAAAGAAAAGGGGGAGGGAGCUGAGGUGUGUGUGGGGGGUUUGCUCUUGUGAAUUUGUGGCAUUCAAAAAUUGUGUUUUGUUUUAAAUGAGGUGACUUCCUCGAAUGGGAGAAACUUACGAAAACGAGCUUCCUUUUAUAACAUUCUCUCAUGCCAUUUUAAAAUCCACUUUUAAUAUUUUUCCCCCCUCCCGUGUAUUCCUCAUGGCUUUCAACUUUGUCUGCAUGUUAACAUUACUUCCAUCCCUGCUGGUAUCUUCUGGCGGGUAAACUAGUAGUGAAAGUUAGUCAUGUUUUAGCUAUGGCUUGUUCUCUCUCUCUCUUUCUCUCUCACUCUCCCACCCUUUGAGACCCUCUUAUUAUUAUUUUUGGUAAUAAAGGAGCCCAGCUCUUAAGGGUGACUGAUUAAACUAGUCUUGUGAAUAAACAUUUUGCUGGUAUUUCGUUUUUUAGGAUUUUGGCUCCAUUGCAUCUAACAUAACUGUUGUUUUUUCUUACUGUGAACACACUGGCCCACAUUAAAUAUGAAAUUCUGUUGCCUGCUCUCAAGAUGCUAUAUGGAACAAAACUGACUGAAACUGGACUGAAUCAGAUGCCUGAGAAGUAUUUAUUCAGGUGGAUGUAAAACCAGCAGUAAGAGGACCAAGUUCAAAAUUGGACAGUCACUUGUACGCUAAGGCCUGAGUGAUUACAACUGGCCUUUUAGUGAAUACUUGGUUAAUAACAGCUAUGAGAAUGUGAGGAUGCAUGAUUGAUUCAUCUGGGCCAUGUACAAGUAGUCCUUGACUUAUGACCUUAAUGGAGCCUGCUUACCACAGUUGUAUUUGCGGCAGUCAUUUAAGCAAAUCAUCCUGGUUUGUUAAAUGAAGAUGGUUAUUAAAUGAACACUGAUCAUUAAGCAAACCGAUGGCUUGCUAUGGACAUUAAGCAAAUUGAUGGCUACGCUAUAUGUAAUUGCCAAAACCUGGAAGCGCAAGUAUUCAAUAAAACAUUUGUGAAACAUGA
Messenger RNA from Ahaetulla prasina, 2934 nucleotides. It is a transcript of the gene DDX39B, whose product is annotated as DExD-box helicase 39B. Gene Ontology annotation, molecular function: RNA binding; RNA helicase activity; ATP binding. Lineage: Eukaryota; Metazoa; Chordata; Lepidosauria; Squamata; Colubridae. The record is from RefSeq and is a predicted model, not a curated record. Gene Ontology annotation, biological process: mRNA export from nucleus; mRNA splicing, via spliceosome. Bases 167 to 1453 code for a protein of 428 amino acids. The transcript has 11 exons.